Messenger RNA from Diachasma alloeum, 1160 nucleotides. RefSeq lists its product as uncharacterized. The record is from RefSeq and is a predicted model, not a curated record. The transcript has 2 exons. Bases 77 to 991 code for a protein of 304 amino acids. Lineage: Eukaryota; Metazoa; Arthropoda; Insecta; Hymenoptera; Braconidae.
UUCAAGUGAAAAUGGCCGCUGUUAUUGUGUGAACAGUGAUAUUGUUUGGUGAAGGAAAUAAAUAUAAAGUAAUUCAAUGCAUGAAAUUAACGAUCCUUCAGAACCUCCAGAAAUCGUUGAAUCAAUACUAGAUUCGACAGAAGGCUUCAUCAGGAAUGCAAAAGGAGAAGUUUUAUUAAAUGUCAAUGGUAAACCUGAAUGGGGCAUCGUCGCGGGACUUCCGUCCGAUUCACCAACUGAUAUAAUCGACUUGAGUGAAAUGACUGAUUCUAUUGUGGAAAAAGGGAAGAACUUGAAAAAACCUGCAAGAAUAUCAAAAAAGUUACGACGUGGGUGGUCACGCGCUCAGACUUUGGCAUUGAUAGACUUUUAUGGCAAAAACAAGAAAGCGUUUGCAAGCUCUACAAUGAGAAAUGAUAUGGUGUGGAAAGGUUUUGAGCGUGAGCAAGAAGCUGAAGACGAGAGUCACGACUGCCAACAAAUAAAAGAUAAGUGGUCAGCUUUAAAAGUGACUUUUCAUAAAGCUCUGGACAAUAGAUCAAAUAAAGCAACGGGUGCAGCUGCCAUUCAUUUUGAGUUUUUCGAUGAGAUGUAUGAAAUUCUCAAAGAUGAUCCCAGAGCUGCACCUGUGGCGAUAGCUUCAUCUGCAAAAGGAAGGCAAAAUAUACCUCCUAAGCUACUGGCCAUUGAAGAGUUCGAGGAUGAAGGACCCAAGAGUUUAUUCGAUGAUUCAGAUGGAGAUCAAGAUCGAGAUGGCCUGAAAGUAGAACAGAUUCCGAAAUUGAAAAAAACUAAGUUUGAACAAUGUCUUGACACCCUGCACGCUGAUCGGAGGAAGAGGGAGGAUGGCGUUCAACAACGUCACACAGAGGCCAUGACAGUACAGAGAGGUUUUCUUCAGGCUAUUACAAAUAUGACAGAGUCAUUCAAAGAGUAUAUGGGCUCAAAGAGGAAGAGAGAAAGUGAGGAUUCUGUGAAGGAUGAUGAGUAGCAAUUGACAAAUUGUUUUCCCUUUUCUGGCUGUUUAUUUUUUAUAUUUUUGUUGUGCUCAAUUUAAGUACUUGUGGAAUGUCAUGGGAACAAUUCAGUAGUGAAGUGGUGAAGGAUAACAAGUCCAUUUUCCAUAUCGCAUGAAAUAUCUAAUUAUCUCAAUAAUGAGU